GACAGCAGUACAGAGAGAGGGCAUGCAGAUGAUCAGCCUGUGGUGAUCCUUCUAGGUUGGGCAGGCUGCAAGGACAAAUACCUAGCCAAAUACAGCACAAUCUAUAGUCAGAAGAGCUGGAGUGUUUCAGAAAGGCCUAUGAAAGUCAUGUCAGUGUUGUUUGUGGGUGAGUCUUAGAGACAGCUGCAAACAAGUAUUACCCAAGGGGUGCACUGUCAUCCGCUACACGGCUCCAUGGAGGAUGAUAUUCUUCUCAGAGACCUUUGGCAUCAGAUCCCUCCAGACCCCAGCCAGGCAACUCCUGGAGCUGCUCUUUGACUACAGUGUUGAAAACAGACCAGUUCUUUUUCAUGUUUUUAGCAACGGUGGUGUCAUGCUGUACCGUUACAUCAUUGAGGCUCUCCACACUCACAAGCCAUUUAAGAACCUCAAAGUAGCAGGCACCAUUUUUGAUAGUGCCCCUGGCAGAAGAAACUUGAGAGGAGGCCUUCGUGCCUUGGCAACUGUCUUGGUAUCCACGAAUGUGCUGCUCAAGUAUUUCCUCUUAUUUGCUUUUGCUACUACAGCAGUUGUGCUGCGGAUAUUGCUGUACCCAUUGACCCGCUUCAUCCACGAGAGCCAUUACGAUGCCCUGCUGAAAGCACCCUCGCGGUGGCCUGAGCUUUACCUCUAUUCUGAAGCCGAUGCCAUCAUUGAGGCCAGUGAAGUUAAGCACAUGGCUGAUGUCCGGCAGCAGCUCGGCGUCUCCGUGAAGGCUGUAGGCUUCUCGGAUUCGGCUCACGUCAGCCAUAUGCGGGUGUAUCCCACCUAUUACAGCAACCUCUGUACGACUUUCCUGUCUGACUGUGUCGGGGGCUCACCUCCUUAGUGGUGUAAUGACCUUUAAUGUUUGCCUCUGCUUUGCUCAGCUUGUAUGGGAAAUGUCACCCCCUUUGCCUUUGUGUCUUUGAAGGGAAGGAAGUAGAGGACAAGCCGCCUUAUAGCACAAAGUAGAUAUGGAUUAAUUUAAAGUACUGAAGGUGAAAUCCUAGCACGGUUGAAGUUGAUGUGCUUUACCAACGUGUCACAGACCAGAAUUUCACACACUGUUAAUUGUUUCUUUCUGUCUUCUGUUGUUCUCUGCUUUCUAUGUUGUCUCCUUGUCCCUGAUGUCCAGUGUGCAUGUUUUGCUGCCUUGAACUGAUUUGACAGUACGGCUCUUCCGUGUCUUUGUUUUUGUCCUCUUUGCCAUUUCUUUUCUCUUGCAGUGAGCAAACAGCAGCAGUUCUGCAGGGCUUUUCUCAGUGCAUCCCAGGUCUCGUUAUACUCCUUGUUGGAGAUCAGGCUGAGAAACCAAGUGUAAGACCUGGAAAAGGUGUGUGCAGGGCAGUAUGACCAGACUGUCAUCUGGUCCCAUUAAAUAUCUGAGAUAGAGCAGUCAAAGCUCUGGUCCUCAGUGAGAGCUCAGAUGUUUGUGAUAACUUUUGUGUUCUUCAACUGUGCUGACUUUGAGUGAGUGGCAGGGUUUUUGAUAGCAGGGGAGGGGUUUACAGCUGUGGCUCCCUGUGAGAAGCUUCUUGAAGCUCCCUUGGCUCCAAGUUGGACCUGCCUCUGCGCCGAGGCUGAGCCAGUUAGUGAUGGUGGCCACACCUCUGCGAUAACGUAUUGAAGAAGGGGAGCCUGGGAGGAGGAGUUGGGGGUUGUGAGGAGGACAGCUAUGCAAACACUGAGGUCAGUGAAAGAAAGGAAAAGGAAAGGGGAAGAGUAGCGCUGGUGGAGCCCCCCUGCAGCCUGUGGUGAGAGGGCAGGGCUGCCCCCCUGCCACCCAUGGAGGUCACUGGUGCAGCAGAUGCUGACCAGUGGCUUGUGUGGGGCCCCAUCCUCAUGCCAGAGCAGUUUGGGGAGAGCUGCAGCCCAUGGGAAGGAGUCAUGUUGGAGAAGGUCGCGGAGGACUGUCUCCCUUGAGAGGGGAACCACACUGGAUCAGAGGAGGAAUGCAAGUCUGUCCAUCCCCACCUCCAUCCCAUCCCCCACUCCUCGAGGAGGAAGAAGAAGGGGGACUGACUUGCACCCCUCACUUCCUGCCCCCUGCACUUCUGGUGGGGAGGAGAUGGAGAAUUUGGGACCAAAGCUGGGUGGGGGGAAGGUGGUUUUAAGUUAUGAUAAUGCUUCUUACUGCCCCACUCUGUUAGUGUUGUUAGCAUCUGAAUUUAAUUUAUGUUCUUUUAUUUCCCUUAACGAGUCUGUCUUUUGCCUGUGUCUAUAAUGGACAAAUCAUCCCUCUCUGUCCUUAU
Molecule: messenger RNA, 2273 nt
Organism: Athene cunicularia (burrowing owl)
Lineage: Eukaryota; Metazoa; Chordata; Aves; Strigiformes; Strigidae
Gene: TMEM53
Product: transmembrane protein 53
Exons: 3
Coding region: 242-868 (208 amino acids)
Source: RefSeq, a predicted model, not a curated record